CCUCCGAAUAACGCUAUGUCGCCCGCUGUUGAGAAGAAGGAAGCCCCUAAAAAGGUUAAGAGGGAUCCCGCAAAGAACCCUAUGCGGGACUUGCACAUCCGAAAACUCUGCCUGAACAUUUGUGUGGAUGAAUCUGGUGAUAGGAUUACUCGAGCUGCUAAGGUUUUGGAACAAUUACAACAGCCCGAGUUCUAAAAUGCCCGCUAUACCGUGCGUUCAUUCGGUAUCAGACGUAAUGAAAAAAUUGCUGUACAUUGCACAGUUCGUGGUGCUAAGGCCGAAGAGAUCUUGGAACGUAGUCUUAAAGUUCGUGAAUACGAGUUGAGGAGGGACAACUUUUCUUCCACAGGAAACUUCGAUUUCGGUAUCCAGUAACAUAUCGGU
Eupeodes corollae is the source of this 384-nucleotide messenger RNA. Its product is annotated as 60S ribosomal protein L11-like. Gene Ontology annotation, cellular component: ribosome; cytosolic large ribosomal subunit. Gene Ontology annotation, molecular function: RNA binding; structural constituent of ribosome. Gene Ontology annotation, biological process: translation. NCBI's taxonomy places the organism in Eukaryota, Metazoa, Arthropoda, Insecta, Diptera, Syrphidae. The record is from RefSeq and is a predicted model, not a curated record.